CAACGUGUAACUGAUAGUGUCAGGAGCAGUUUUUAGUCGAAAUCGACCCAAACAGAAAUCACGAUGAAAGCUACCCUAGUUGCUGCUGUUCUGGUGGCCGUGUUGGCUGUUGCCAGCUGUGCUCCCUACCAAAUUGCUUAUUUGAUCCCCGUGGAAGUGCCACUAACACGUGUUGCCCGCUCGGCUCAAUUCGGUGCUAGUGCAGCCAACGCUGGAGCCCAAAGCUUCAACAGUGGUUUCGGUGGAUUUGGAGGUGGAUUCUCCGGCAGUGCCGCAAACGCCGCUUCACAGUCUUUCUCCUCGGGUGGCGGAUUUGGUGGACAUGGUUUUCCGGGAUUCAGUGGCAGCUCAGCCAAUGCUGCCUCCCAAAGUUUCUCGAGUGGUGGUGGCUUCCCAGGAUUCGGUGGAUUUAGCGGUUCUGCGGCCAAUGCUGGUGCCCAGUCGUUCAGCGGCUAAGUACUAAAGCAAUGAGUAAUACUCAAUGACUAGAUAUGUUCGUGCCCCCGGAUACUGCCCAGUUUGAUUGCGAGGACUACGGUUACUUUUAAAUAGAUAUAGUAUGUAAUUUAAAUUAUUAACACAGGUUAGUUCGAAUCAGUUGCACACACAUAAGUUAUAGAACAUUGUCAUGACGCCGAAAACAUUUGUAACGAAGAAUGAAUGUGAUAAAUCGAUGUCCCCCAAAGACCUUCAAA
Molecule: messenger RNA, 695 nt
Organism: Topomyia yanbarensis
Lineage: Eukaryota; Metazoa; Arthropoda; Insecta; Diptera; Culicidae
Product: glycine, alanine and asparagine-rich protein-like
Exons: 3
Coding region: 64-456 (130 amino acids)
Source: RefSeq, a predicted model, not a curated record